Molecule: messenger RNA, 953 nt
Organism: Botrytis byssoidea
Lineage: Eukaryota; Fungi; Ascomycota; Leotiomycetes; Helotiales; Sclerotiniaceae
Exons: 2
Coding region: 1-570 (189 amino acids)
Source: RefSeq, a predicted model, not a curated record
AUGACUUACAAUGUGCCCCCGCGAGGAUAUAUGUAUGUCAUCCGAACAAAUGAAUUAAUCGAGAACCAUUUACGGGACUUGGGUGCAAGAGAUUGGACCAUUGCGCAACGCCAUGGAUACGAACGGGAAUUACGGCAGCGAGCUUUGCAACUGAUCGACCAGGCAGUUGCGAAUUAUCCAGAGGAUGUUCACUUGACUGGUUAUAUGGCAGAUCUUAAUUGGUAUUAUGAGUAUGGUGACAAAAGGGUUCCGUUUCCUUACCCAUCACCAGCAGAAAAUGCGAGGAACUACCUAAUCAAAAAUCCAAGCGUCAAUGUUCGCGGCUCUAUUCGAGAUUCUACUCUACCCACGACACGAGGCGGACGAGUUGGUGAUGUUCAGGAUGGACAUGGUAGUGCGCACAAAAGUGACUUUGUUGAGCAAGUUGAUGUAACACUAUCAGAUCUAUCUACACCUCUCCCAACAACUAUUAAGAGCUCUAUUCAUCAUCAAGCUUCAUCAAGCAGCGGAGGUGGAUCUAUGUUUGCAAAACAACAAACUUCGGUUCAUAACUCAAAUGGCACAUGGUAACUUUCGCUGGCAGCGUCAUCUCAAUCUGCAACAUCGUCUCGAACUUUAAAACGAUCGAUCGGGGGUUUUGAUACCAGGGAAGACAAAGCAGUUGUAAAAAGAGAGCGAAAGGAGUAAAGACCAGUGGGAGACACAGAAGGCAACCGGCUGAGAAUUUCACUGGGUAUUCGCGACAUAGAGAUUGAUUGAAUAAGACAAUCAUUAUUCUGAAUUUUGUCCGACGAGGAGAAAUUGGGUGAUUUUGAUCUGACCCUCGUCAUAACUUUUCUUCAUAUUUCGCCACUAUUCGGCAGCGCAAACGGUCCAAAUGACAUGGUUUAGUGAUGGACAAGAUGGCUUCUAAAUCGGCAGUAUCGAGUUAGUUCAACAGCGGAAAGGACAGA